AUGAAGAAAGUGAAAAGUCGAAAAUCGCCAUUGCCUACGACAUCGUCACCAUCUCCGUCGCAGCCAAAAUCAAGGAUUCUCAACAGCAGCAAGAAAAAGAAACCGAUCGCAAAUGUUGCUGCCGCUGCUGGUCUUUCGAGAUCAUCGCCACCGCCAUCUCUUAACAAAACCCUAGCUUCAAUCUCCGAUCUCAAAGAGUUAGCCUCUUCUCGCUUCGAAGAUAUCAAGUGCCGUCUCAUCGAUUGCUCUCAUUCGGAGAUCAUCAAAGAUCUUGAAGCUUCUCACUCUCGUCUCCAUAAACGCUUCAAGAUUCAGAGCCAAACAUGCCAGCAGCUGAUGGAUGAAGGAGAGAAGGAUUUUAAGAAGAUGACCGAACGGAUUACUGAAACCACUGAAGUAAUGAAGGAGACAUACGCAGAGUUCAUGGCAGAAGCACAAGCCACCGCAUCCCGUGUUCUGAUGUUGAAGAAGACUACAUAUACUAUAUGUAUGGGGUAUCAAAUGUUUUCAGAAAGUGCCCGGGUUAGUUUUGCUACUAAAUUUGCAGUGUGCAAAACCGCAAUCCCUGAGCUUUCAAAGUCCUUUGAGAAAUCCAUUGGUGCUCUCCAAGGCCGCUUUGGUAUUCCAUCAAAUUGA
Molecule: messenger RNA, 636 nt
Organism: Dovyalis caffra
Lineage: Eukaryota; Viridiplantae; Streptophyta; Magnoliopsida; Malpighiales; Salicaceae
Source: the annotation of a GenBank genome assembly